GAGAGAUACUCUUAAUUGUGAAUAUAGUCUUCUUUGGAAGAUUGUGAAACUCCCAUUGCCAAUGAGAUUUUAGUAAUAAUUGGGUCACUUAUUUACAUAAGAGAGAAAGAGAAAUCGAGUCUAGAAAUGGAGAAUAUAGAACAUAAGAGAAGGAUAGUGUUGGUUCCCCUUCCAUUACAAGGACAUGUAACCCCGAUGAUGCAGCUCGGAAAAGCCCUUACCUUAAAAGGCUUCUCAAUCACAGUUGCUUUAGGGCAGCUCAAUCCAGUAAGCUCAUGGCAACACUUCCCUGGUUUUCAAUUUAUCACCAUAACAGAAAGCUUACCGUUGUCUGAAAUCGAGGCACUCGGACCUGUCGAGUUCUUGAUAAAGAACAACAAUACCAGCGAGGCAAGCUUCAAGGACUGUAUAAGUCAGUUGUUGACACAACAAGGUAAUGAUAUUGCAUGUAUCAUCUACGACGAUCUUAUGUACUUUUGUGAAGCUGCAGCUAAGGAGUUUAAGGUUCCAAGUAUUAUCUUUAGUACUACUAGUGCUACACAUAAAGCUUGCUUCUCUGUUUUAACCAAACUCAAUCCCAAGAAGUUCUUGAUUGACAUGGAAGAUCUUGAAUUACAGAACAAGUUAGUGGAAAAUUUACAUCCAUUACGUUACAAAGACCUACCAAUUGCAGGAUUUGGACCACUAGAUAGAUUUGUGGAGCUUUGUAAGGAAGUACUCAACAGAAGAACAUCUUCUGCUGUUAUAGUUAACACAGUGAGUUGUCUAGAGAGCUUGUCUCUAACACGAAUGCAACAAGAUUUUGGAAUUCCAGUGUACACAUUAGGCCCUCUUCACAUUACAGCUGCUUCAGCAACUUAUAGUUUACUUGAAGAGGACAAGAGCUGCAUUGAAUGGCUGAACAAGCAGAAACCAAGGUCAGUUAUAUACAUAAGCUUGGGAAGCAUAUUUGACAUGGGAACUAAGGAAGUUUUAGAGAUGGCUUGGGGGUUGUGUGAUAGUAACCAACCUUUCUUAUGGGUCAUCCGAAAUGGAUACGAGUCAUUGCCAGAGGAAGUCAGUAAGAUGGUCUCAGAAAGAGGAUACAUUGUGAAAUGGGCACCGCAGAGUGAAGUUCUUGCACAUCCUGCAGUGGGAGGCUUCUGGAGCCACUGUGGAUGGAACUCAACACUAGAGAGCAUCGCGGAAGGAGUUCCAAUGAUCUGCAGGCCUUUUAACGGUGAGCAGAAUUUAAACGCAGUGUAUAUAGAAAAUGUUUGGAGAAUAGGGAUUCUACUUCAAGGUGAAGUGGAAAGAGGAGUAGUAGAGAGAGCUGUGAAGAAGUUGAUCAUGGAUGAUGAAGGUGUAUUGAUGAGGGAGAGAGCUAUUGUUCUUAAAGAGAAGCUCAUUUCUUCUGUAAGAAAUGGAGGAUCCUCAUACAAUGCAUUGACUGAGCUUGUCAACCACUUGAACACAGAUUGAAAAAAAAAGAUGCUUAUUAGACACUAGAAAUCAUAAAGUAAAUCUGGUGAUC
Molecule: messenger RNA, 1513 nt
Organism: Capsella rubella
Lineage: Eukaryota; Viridiplantae; Streptophyta; Magnoliopsida; Brassicales; Brassicaceae
Product: UDP-glycosyltransferase 76E5
Exons: 2
Coding region: 127-1461 (444 amino acids)
Molecular function (GO): UDP-glycosyltransferase activity
Source: RefSeq, a predicted model, not a curated record